UGCACGGACGGCGGGCCCGCGCACUGUGAGGCGGAGAAGAGAGGAGGUGGCAGCAGCGGGCGGCAGCAGUCCCGGGCUCGCUCACCGCCAUCACGGACUUCCUGUGGGACAAGAGAACCGGCCUGGCUGCGAGGACGGUGAGGGGAGCGAGAGGGAUCCGCCGGGAGGGUGAGAUGCCGCACUCCCGUCGGUACCGUUCAUCGGAGAGGGGCAGCAGAGGAAGCUACCAUGAGCGUUACAGAAGCCGCAAGCACAGGCGGAGAAGGAGCAGGUCGCGGACGAGCAGCGGUGACAGAGGACGGGACCGACGUCACAGACAUGGUGACAGUUACCAGGAAAGGUCGCGCAGUUAUGAAGCACGCUCGUCAGACAGAAGGGCCUAUGAACGCAAAUACUGCGACAGUUACCGUAGGAAUGAUUACAGCAGGGACAAAGGGGACAUCUACUACAAUGUAGAAUACAGACACUCGUACGACUACCGACGGUCCCGUGACGACAGCUACCGGAGCUGCAAGAGCAACAGGCGCAAGCAGAAACGCAGGAAGCGCAGAACAAGGUCUUAUAGCCAGUCCACAUCGAGAAGUCGCCAGAGCAGCAGCAGGCAGGCCAAGAGUGUGGAAGACGACGUGGAGGGUCACCUGAUCUAUCGCAGCGGCGACUGGCUACAAGAAAGAUAUGAGAUUGUCAGCACCUUGGGCGAGGGGACGUUUGGCCGAGUGGUACAGUGCAUAGACCAUCGCAGGGGUGGAGCCAGAGUCGCUCUAAAAAUCAUUAAAAACGUGGAGAAAUACAAGGAGGCGGCACGCCUGGAGAUCAAUGUCCUGGAGAAGAUUAAUGAGAAGGAUCCUGAUAAUAAGCAUCUGUGCGUCCAGAUGUAUGACUGGUUUGACUACCACGGACACAUGUGUAUCUCCUUCGAGCUGCUUGGCCUCAGCACAUUUGAUUUUCUGAAGGAAAACAACUAUCUUCCGUACCCCAUCCACCAGGUGCGGCACAUGGCCCAGCAGGUGUGCCAGGCUGUGAAGUUUCUCCAUGACAACAAGCUGACGCACACGGACCUGAAGCCGGAGAACAUCCUCUUUGUUAGCUCGGACUUUGAGCUGACGUACAGUAUGGACAAGAGAGAUGAAAGAUGUGUGAAGAAGACAGAUAUUCGGGUGGUGGACUUUGGCAGUGCCACGUUUGAUCAUGAGCACCACAGCACCAUUGUGUCCACACGUCACUACCGAGCGCCGGAGGUCAUCCUAGAGCUGGGCUGGAGCCAGCCCUGUGACGUGUGGAGCAUUGGAUGUAUCGUCUUCGAGUAUUACGUGGGGUUCACCCUCUUCCAGACGCACGAUAACAGGGAGCACCUGGCAAUGAUGGAGAGGAUUCUGGGCCCAAUUCCAUCACGGAUGAUCCGCAAGACCAGGAAACAGAAGUACUUCUACCACGGGCGACUGGACUGGGAUGAGAACACGUCUGCGGGGCGCUACGUGCGGGAGAACUGCAAGGCGCUGAGGAGGUACAUGGUUUCUGAAAGUGAGGAGCAUCAUCAGCUGUUUGACCUCAUUGAGGGUUUGCUGGAGUACGAACCGUCCAAACGCCUCACCCUGUCAGAGGCCCUGAAACACCCGUUCUUUAACUCGCACCCGCCAAAGCACUGGGAUAGCGGACGUGACAUCAGCCGAUGAGGACGCCCAUCUUGCGCCAAACCUUUUGCUUUACAACCCCUGGUGCUUCAUCCUUUAUUGUUUUAUUUUUUAAACAGAAUGAACUGAACACUUUGCAGUCUGGUAAAGCUGUUAAUAUGUGAAAUAGUCUAUAUAAAUAUAUAUAUAUAUUCUGUAAAGGCGCACGUGUGACGUGAGCCGGGCCUGCCGUGUAAAUAGAUGGCUCCGUCUCAUGAUGUGUUGUCACUGCUCCAUCUGGUGGUGGGUGGGCUACACUGCUCCUGUACAGUUGUCCUAUAAUUUAUAAUGUCAGUGUUAAGGGGAGGGGGCAGCGUCCUGCGGGGCAUCUGGCAGUGUUUUUAUAUAUAUAAAGUUUUGUACAGUCUUUGUGAGAAAUAAACACAAUCUGUUUGUA
Messenger RNA from Pseudophryne corroboree (corroboree frog), 2067 nucleotides. RefSeq names its product CDC like kinase 2 (gene CLK2). The coding region runs from base 174 to 1673 and encodes 499 amino acids. Gene Ontology annotation, biological process: regulation of RNA splicing; peptidyl-tyrosine phosphorylation. The transcript has 13 exons. Gene Ontology annotation, cellular component: nucleus. NCBI's taxonomy places the organism in Eukaryota, Metazoa, Chordata, Amphibia, Anura, Myobatrachidae. The record is from RefSeq and is a predicted model, not a curated record. Gene Ontology annotation, molecular function: ATP binding; protein serine/threonine kinase activity; protein tyrosine kinase activity.